AACCUCCUCGGUUAGACUGCGAUCGUUGAGAUUUUCGAAUGAUUGAUUGUAACGGAUUGUUCGAGCGUUAGAUCGCAUGCAUCUAAUAUAUGUACGUUAUGUAUAGAAGCAAAAUCUCCACGUGUAUUUGACGCACAACGAAUUUACUGUGAUAGGCAGUUUACGAAAGUAUUUCGAAAAAUGUCCGCAACAAUAGAUGAUAAAGUGGUUGCAGGAGCGAAAUCCUCGAACACUGUUAAGGAGGAUCCCAUUGUAGCAUUAACGGAAAAAGUAAAUGCGUUAUAUUUUUUUCGAGAUCAUUAUUUUGAAAAUCACUCUAUCGAGGAAGCUAUUAAAAAGAACAGCGAUGUGGAAAAAGAGAUGAAAGAUACUUUAAAUAAGUUCGAUGAGUGCAAGGGAUACGAGAUCGAUGGAUCACGAGCGAAAUAUUACUAUCUGAAAGGGAAAGCUCUAAAUGUCACGGAACGUUUUAUACCUCAAGCGGAAGAGUUACUGACAAAGGCAGUAAAGUUGGAGCCUAACUUAGUAGAAGCAUGGAAUGAAUUAGGAUGCUGUUAUUGGAAAAAUAACGAUAUUCAACAAGCAAAAAAUUGCUUCGUCGGAGCUGUACGCCAUGGUGGGAAUAAGGUAUCGUUAAGAAAUUUAUCAAUGGUACUCAGACAAGAACCAGUCCUUAAUGCUGAGCAACAAAUACAAAAUAUGCAGAAGGGAGUGCAAUAUGCUAAGGAAGCGGUCAGUCUUGAUACAUCAGAUGGUAUUUCUUGGGCAAUUUUAGGAAAUGCUUAUUUGUCUUCCUUUUUUACAAUAGCACAAAAUCCCGCAACUUUACGACUCUGCAUGUCGGCUUAUGCACAAGCAGAAAAAGAUAUCGUAGCAGGAAGUACUGCUGAUUUAUUUCACAAUAAGGCAGUGACCUUAAAGUAUCAAGAGGAAUAUAGUUUAGCAAUGAAAUCUUUUGAGAGAGCGAUACUACUGGAUCCAUUGUGGGAAAUACCACGUAUCAAAAGGGACGAAUUGUUACGAUAUUUGAAGGAUGUACAAAAUUCAGUAAACAAUAACGGAAAAAUGAAACCGAAGAGAUUGUACCAAAUGAUAAAGGCAUUGGAUGUUAAACAUUUGGGACCAUACAAAGGUGGCUCUUUUACGUCCGGCCAGAAAACUGUAAAAUUAGAUUUAGUAUUACUGAAAGACUUAGCCCUUGGGCUAAAUCCAGAGAAAGUUGUAUUUGGAAAAGUAGUAUGUUGGAUAGAAGACAUCGAUUGUGUACCUUUCGCCUUUUGUCUCGUUGAUGAGGAGAAAACGUGUAUUGCUGUAACAGUAUAUAAUCUUGCUAAAGGUCGUGGAGUUACCAUAGGAGAUUCUGUUGCUAUACCUGAACCAUUUGUGAUUCAUCAAAAGUUCUCUUAUCUUGAUAACGAUUUUGACUUCAAAUCUAUACGCGUCGAAACUCCACUUAUAUUAGUUGUUAAUGGAAGAAAGUUAGGUAGAGAACAACAAGCAUGUGUGAAAUUACAAACCUUUAAAAAAACCUAUUGAAAUUAAUGCACAAGUGUACAGUUACGAAUUUAUAGCGAAACGAGUAGUUAGUAACGAGACUUCCUUUUAUCUCGAAUUAAAAUUAAUAUCACAAUCGAUAGGCAAUGUGAUAUAUAAAGUUCGAAUUUAAGUAUUAAUGAGAUAUUAAUAGAAUAAUCUUACCACAGUCAAUAUUUCUGGAGAUAAAUUAUCCAUUUAUAAUUGUUACACUUUUUUUUUGUUUUUUUUUGAAGAGUGUCGUGCGAAAUGAGAAUGUCGAAAUUUAUAAAGAAGAAAAAAGACAAUUGAUUUUCAACGCAAAAAAUUCACGUUAUAAAUAUUGUCACAUUUUUUCGUGAUAUGUUAAUUUGUAAAGAAGCUUGAAUAAUUCAAAUUUAUCGAUUCAUACGAAAAAUUUUGUACGUACAUUGGAGAAAAUAGUUGAUUUAAAUGGCUGUAUCUUUUAGAAUAAAAUGUACCCUUAAGUGCGAUCUAAUGAGCAAUAGGAACCUUAGGGAUCUACUUAGGGAUAACUAAAAAUACAAUGUACGUACAAAAUUUUAUAAAAGCGAAUAAUUACGCGUUUUUCAAGAUUAUUCUUCAAAAAUCAGUUAUAGAAUAUAUAAUAUAAUUAAAUUUGAUAUAAAAAUACUGAUUCUUAUGAUACACCUACUGCAUUUGUGUGUUUUUUAAUCUUCAAAUGAUUUUUCUUUAAAAAACAUUUGAACGUUCAUACAUUUUUUAAUGAACUUGUUUUGCACUUUUAUUACGUUUAUUGUUAUAACACUGUUUACGAGAAAAGUCGAGAGAUAAGAAAACAUAAAAAUAAGAUAUAAUAACAUCGAAUGUUCAUCAAGAUCGAUUAAACUGACUUUUCCUACAAGUUCUAUUCAUCAAUCGUUUCAUCGUGCCAAUAAAAUGACUUGUCCGUUGAUACGUGACAUACAAAUUGAUCUUUCUUUUAUACUCGAAUACUCACAUCGAUUCAUUUCGA
Molecule: messenger RNA, 2509 nt
Organism: Frieseomelitta varia
Lineage: Eukaryota; Metazoa; Arthropoda; Insecta; Hymenoptera; Apidae
Product: tetratricopeptide repeat protein 5-like
Exons: 8
Coding region: 181-1536 (451 amino acids)
Biological process (GO): cell division
Molecular function (GO): protein binding
Source: RefSeq, a predicted model, not a curated record